Punctularia strigosozonata HHB-11173 SS5 is the source of this 1452-nucleotide messenger RNA. RefSeq lists its product as uncharacterized. The record is from RefSeq and is a predicted model, not a curated record. The coding region runs from base 1 to 1452 and encodes 483 amino acids. Lineage: Eukaryota; Fungi; Basidiomycota; Agaricomycetes; Corticiales; Punctulariaceae. The transcript is spliced from 2 exons.
AUGACUUCUCAGGGAACAGACCUAUCGGACUCGGAGGUGCUUAGACUCGGAAAAGAGGUUGAAAGUACCAUCGUGAGCUCGCUCCAGGAUCCGGAUCGACCUCGCCACUGUGCGCGGUUCUAUGUUGCGUGUUUCGAUGUCCUGUGCGAAUAUGAUCCCUUCUCGUCCACGAGAAGGUGGUCGCGGCGUCACUCCGCGCUCCUGGAUGCUCUGAUGAAGUAUCUCUCCCAUCCCAACGUCAGUAUCUUUGAGCUCGCGGACCGCGAAUACUGUCAAUGCGAUCUAUCGAAACCGCUGGAACAGCGAAUGCAUCGCACUGGCGCCGAUCCCACCCUACAACGCUGGGAAUGGCCCAUGAGCGUGGUUGGCUACGCCAUCGUUGUUUUCGCGUCGGCAUCUCCGUCAAGGUUGCGCUCCAUACAGUCAAGCAGACAUCCCACUUGGCCUUCGUCGACCGCUCAGCUCAUACCUUACGGGCUCCAAGCCACUCUCGAUUCUUUGAUCGGAAAGAUCGAUGCCUACAUCCCGUCAGUGUGCUGUGCCAUUCACGGCAUCACGGUCGCCUUCGGCCGGCCCAAAAUGACGAGGAUGUUGGUGGACCACGUCAGCCUUCCCAUGUUGCUGCACAACUUCCUAUCGUACUGGGAAACCUCUGCGAGUCGAAACCCGUUGAACAACUACUGGACACAGGCGCGUGUGAUCCGCGACGUCGCGAACGCGACGCAUACGACGCUGAGGCUCAUGGUGGACCUGUUUUCGUCGCCUCCCGACGCGCUGCGGAGGUUUGUGGAGCGCUCGGGCGCACCCCACGACAACUUUGUGGUCCUCAUGUCCAGCCUAGUGCACUUCGGGACGCGCGCAAAGGCCAUCGCCCCCGACAACGUCGGUGACAGCCCAUCGCCUACGGAACGCAUCAUGUACGCGCAGUUGGACGCCGUCCUCUCCGCAUAUCGGUCGAUGGGCGCCACUCUACAUUCGAUCCUCGAACUCCCGGUGUACCACAGCGAGCGGUAUCACCCAUCGAUGCAGCAACCGCCCAUCCCGCCGCGCUGGAUCUCGCUCUCCAGCCGGCUUCACGCGAUUCAGAGCCAGGCGGAGGAGAAUCCGAGCUGCUUCGGGCCGCAAUGCGAGGAGACGGAGACGACGGCCAUGCGCAAGUUCUACUUGUGCGGCGGAUGCGAACACAUGACGUACUGUUCGAAGGAGUGUCAACGCCGCGCAUGGAAACACGAGCGAGAACCUCACAAGUGUGUUAGAUUCCCCAGUCUGUAUCCAUCUUUGUCCUCCGUGAUCGGUUACCUCUCGUGCAGGCCCAUAUGCAAACUCAUACGACAGAUCGAAGCUAAGGGCAUCUCUGCUCCGGUUUGGGCGGAGCGCAACUUCAUGCGCGGCAUAUCCUCCGUGUACUCGGAUUUACUCAGACUAUCGGAACAUAUCGACCAGCUCGCUUGA